Messenger RNA from Spirodela intermedia, 11910 nucleotides. The record is from the annotation of a GenBank genome assembly. Lineage: Eukaryota; Viridiplantae; Streptophyta; Magnoliopsida; Alismatales; Araceae.
AUGGGAAUGGGGAAAACAAUCCAGGCGAUCUCUCUUGUUCUCACAGCACGCUCUCUCCAUAUGACAUCUAGUGAGCCCCACCAGUCCGAUAUUCACGGAUCGUCCUCUGCCUCGUCAUCGGCUCCCCUGCUUCCUGUGGUGAAAUCCACACUUGUCAUUUGCCCUUUGGUCGCAGUUAUCCAGUGGGUGGGUGAGAUUGAGAGGUACACUAAAGAAGGCAGCGUCAGGGUUCUAGUGUACCAUGGAGCCAAGAGGUUAGGCAUGAAUUAUAAUUUCAAUGAUUACGAUUUCGUGCUGACCACAUACUCGACCAUCGAGGGAGAUUUCAGGAGGAAUGUAAUGCCACCCAAGGAGAAGUGUCAGUGGUGUGGAAGGUUGCUGUAUCCUAGCAAGAUGAAGGUCCACCUAAAAUAUUUUUGUGGGCCGAGUGCUCAGAAAACAGAGAAGCAGUCAAAACAGACGAAGAAGGGAGCAGAAACCUCUAGUUUGAAAAAGAGACAGAGAGAUCUUCACAAUAUUAGGAAGGAUGACGUGUCUGGUUUAAAAGCAACCUCAUCCAUAAUGAAUUCAGUUUUGCACUCUGUUCGAUGGGAUCGCAUUAUCCUGGACGAGGCAAGUACAAUAUAAAACAUCUGACUAGAUUCUGAAAUCUUCUAUCUAGCUUGAAAACUUUGUAGAUAUGCUCAUUGCUAUCACACUUGUGAAAGGUUACUAAGCAUGAUAUCUAAUGGCUUCUACACAAGUGAUCAUUCAUGGUGAGAAUUGCCGUUGAUUUUCAUUUGUUUAGAUAUUACGAUUGGUAACUCACAGGACUUAUUUAUUAAUUCUCCCGUGUUAUUCUGUAGUUUUUUAGCUGCAUUUGCUGAGUUGUUGAACCUUGUCUUCUCUGGACCAAGUUAAUAUUUUGGGAUUCACCAAUGAAGAUACAGAAUGUUUUGGUUGUUGCCAUGUUGUGUUAUUGGCGGACAGCAUUUUGGGGUUUCUCAAGAUUGGAUACAUAUAGCUUUUUUUUCAAGUGGUCUCAUUGUUUCGACUGAAUUGACAGUAGUGCACUUAGUUUCGUAGGGUUGCAAUAUAAAACGUAUCCAUUCCUUUAAUCAAGGACGGUUAUAUUGUUUCUUGAAAAUUCAAUUUAGAGUAGAGCACUGAGGUCAGUAGAAUCAAAGUUGCUUGAAUGUUUUUAAUCCAGUAGGGAUCCAUCGCUCCACCCUGCCUUCCCUUCUAACGCGAACAACGAAAAUUAUGGAUUUUUUGCAUUUAAUCCAUGAUCUUUCAGAGGCACGUUUUCUUUUGCUGAUAUCCAGAGAUAAAUGUUGGAAUCAUUCUGGUUACAGUUGAUUUUUUCGCUGUAGAUAGUAGCACGGGAUUGCUUACACUUGUUAACCCAGUCAUUAUCCGCUAGAGUACUGAUUCUGAUCCAUAUUUGCCUAUUACCAUCCCCCCAAUGACAUUUUGUAUGGUGGACCGCCAGUAUGUUCAGUUCCCUUUGUUUUGUUUUGUUCCUGUUUCCCUUCCUCAAUGUUGAUCACAUCUGCUUUCUUCCUCCAGUUCUGCUAACUGUCAUAACCUGUCCUUCUAUUUUACUUCCCGUGAAGUUCUGAUACCAAGAGGUUGCUGGGGGUCGCUGGUUGUUGGGGUUAUGUGGAUACAGGAUUAUUGAAAUAUGAGUCUUAUCAACAUUUUCUUUUAUUCCAACUCUUUUUAACAAAGAGUGGUACAAUGUCCUUAAACUUUUAAAGCUGCCUUCUUACAUGCCUGAGUAGAUAGAGCCUGAUUGAUGGAUUGAUGGAGAUUCCGAAUCUGAUCCACAGAUCACUUCCUAGGCCUUCUUCCAGUGGCUUAUUUCCCUCAUUUCUUAUUUUUCUUUGCUUCAGCUAUUUUUCUUGCUUGAGCAAUGUGCUAUGCUUCUUCAUGUCUCUGGCAUGAUUUUAGGGACAGGUACGACUGAGAAGUAGCAUAUCCUGGUGCUUUGGAAUGGAACAAAUGGGUCUAUUCAAGGAUGUUAGGAUGUCAUUUUGUCAUAGAAUCUUGCCAUUUAUCCAUUGAUCUUCACAUAUUUUCCCUCUCAUUACGCUGUGUUUUCUUGCUUGGCUGAUUGUUCACAAAAUCAAGUUUUUGUUGUUUUCUGCCACCGAAAGCGAAAAUCUUACUUAAUAAUUGAUAGGACCCUGCAUCUUGGCAGGCAAACACAACAAAACUACGGAGAUGGAGACGGAAAUAGAAGAUUAAACGAUAGGAAAAGCAGUUUGGGCUCUGAGCCCCCCUGCUCUCCUUCAGCUGCAGCUGCCCAAGAAUAAUCCUUUGAUACCCCUGAGCCCUAAUACCUCUUUCCCUUUUGUGAGGAAAAGACCUAGCUGCCCUUCAUUAAAUUCUCACUAGAAAGGAUUGUUUUGUCCCUUUGAGAUGGGGUGCUGGGCCCCCUUUGUGCACCCCUUCUAUGCCUACAGUAAGUUGGCCCAUUGGUGACCUAACAAUAGUCACCUAGAAGAGCCAUAUUGUUCAUUUCUAAUGGCUAUUUGGGUGUAUUUGAUAUAUUAUAUAAAUGACUUUUCUAGUUUUAUUGAAUGUUUAUGCAGGCUCAUUAUAUAAAAGAUAGACGUAGCAGCACUGCAAGGGCUGUUUUUGCCUUGCAAUCUUCGUAUAAAUGGGCCUUAAGUGGCACUCCCCUUCAGAAUCGUGUUGGAGAACUUUACUCACUGGUCUGUAAAUCACGCAUUUUUUAAUUUUGAAACUCCAAUGUGUUUGUUUGGCUACUUGGCUGAUUUUACCUUAUGUACCAUGCAGAUUCGUUUUUUGCAAAUCAAGCCUUACUCGUUUUAUUUCUGUAAGGAUUGUGACUGUAAGAUACUUGACUAUAGGUAAGCUUUUCGAUGUCUUCGAUUGAUUCCUGAAAUUCUUGUUGGUUAGACACUAACUAAUGCAAAUUCUCUUAUCAAUCAUCAAUACCAUGUAAGCUACGGUUAUCAAAAACUUUUAUCCAUCGAGAAUUCUUUUGUUCACCAUAUUUUUCUUCCAGAAUAAAGGUUCUCUGGUGUUCCAGUUUAUAAUGUAAUUGCAAUAGAAUACCUACUACGUUCUUCUUGUUUUUAAGAUGUCAAUGUUAUGUAUGAGGCAUUGUGAAAUGCAAUGGUAUGGGGCACUUUGGAUAAACUGUGGGUAAUCCGUCUGAUGUUCUGCUCCUUUUGAUUUAAGAUGUAAGUCGCCAGGGAACACUAUGUGGUCUGUAUAUCGAAUUUUAUUCGUUCUCACUUGAACCUGCAUUAAGUGGGAUGAUUUGGUGAGUGAGAUGCAUGAAUGUUUAUCUGCACAUAUGACAAUCAUGAUUUUGACAGUAUAGAUGAUAUUUUGGAAGGUUUGGCUUACUGCUUUCUUUCCAGUGGGCAGCUUCAAAAAAUUAUUGUUCAUGUCAAAUUAGCUCAUUUUGAUUAAAGUCUCCUGGUAUGUGUUGAAAUUCCCCAUAGUCCAAUGAAUUUCGAGGGUAGGAAUCAAAUCUGGCUUAAUAAUGUCAAACUUUUUUGUGGUUGAUGCCUAACCAAGCUGGGUGAUGAACUGCAAGAUAGGACACUGUUUGAUCAACUCACUUUGUCCUUCCUGAGUCAGUCUUUCUGCCCCACCUCUAGCUCGUCAGGGCUUAAAUUUGGCCGUUUUUAUCGCUGAAUUAUAAAACAUUGAGAUCAAUGCAAGUGCUGCUUUUUGCGGGAUCAAAACCUCUUCCAUCUUCUUAAUUUUGCCUGUCUGAGUUUGGUAUGGCUGUCGAAAAUGCAAGCUGAACAGCUUAUAAGUUUCCUUUUUUUGUGACCAAUCUCUAAACGUUGAGAGCGAUUGGCAGAGUAGGCGCAUUAAGGUUCUACACUCCACCCGAGGUUAUUUUCCCACUGGCAUACCCUUUUUUGACUAGAAAAAAAAUCCUGCAGAAAAGUGAUAUAAAAGUGCGACAUUUGCAGAAACAAUUGGGAGCUUUUAUGUGCAACUUGUUGCUAUAUUUAAAAUUUGACUAAUUAGUCAUCAUUAUUUUGUAUGCCAAGUUUUGGAAACCUGUGCACAAAGUUGAGGGUUUUUAUGACAGUCUGGAGUAGAACGUAAUUGAACAAAAGGCAUACAGCAAAAAAUAGUUGAAUAUGAAUUAAAAUUCGAAACUUUUGCAUUCAAGGAAUUUUAAUCAAUAAUUGGAAUGUGCAACACUGCAUGUAAUAAGUCAUUAUUGAUGGCAGGUAGAUGGGGAUUUCAAUUAAUUUUAUUGAUACAACCGCAGGAUUUGUCAUUAAUUACGAUUAGAAAUUUGAGACUUCGGCACUGUUGAAGAAAUUGGUGUCAAGAAACAGCAUGUUGGGUGACUAUCCCCUGUACCAUCGAUCUGAUUCUUAUCCAUUUGGAUGGGACUGUUUUUUUACUUAGGUCGUUGGAUGACACUGUUUCUGGAACCCAUGCUAAGCAUUAUUUCCACAGAGGUGUCUGCAUCUAGCUGCAAUCAAUGCAUGAUUGUGUGAAUUGGGUCCUGCUAGAAGGUAGGAAAGUAAAUGAUAGGAGUCCGAAUCUGCGGUGCAAUAACUUUAGGAAAUAGAGAUCGAAAAUACCAGAAAAAGGGGGAGAUUGGGUUCCAGAAGGAACUCUGUUCCAGUUCGUGCUAACCUUUCGAGAGGACCACCUCUCUCCUCCACAAGCUGCUACCUGCCCAAAAUCACGUCCUCCUUCCUUUCGUAACUAACCCUAAUAACCCCUUUCUCCCCACAAAACAUUGACCUAAUUACCCAUACUUAACCCUCCUGUCCCAAUUACUUAAGAGCCCUUAGCUUAGGCUCUCUUUCUAGGCCGUAAGUUAGGCCUGUUAGGCCCCUAUGGGUCUAAUAUUGUCCUCCUAUUCUUCAGGUGUAAACCCGACCCAUUGGGCCAGUUGGGGGGUCUAACAGUAAACUGUUUGAUAGAUUUAACUUCUCAUUGAAGUGAAUUUGGUCUAGAAAUGGGAUGCAAGUUGCAUCUGCGAGUUGACUGCAUGACUAGUGUGAGGGUUCUGUAGUGGUUCAUCCGUCACAUUUAGUAAAAUAAUAUCUUCAAGUUUCAUGGUGGCCUGAAACAAGGGUUUAAGAGGCUGAGAAGAAAGAUUCUGAGUAUAGAUCCUAUUCUCCCUAAAACAGUUAGUGUAUUGGAUCCUGAAGAUUAAUUAAAAAUCAAACAAAAGAUGUUGCGGCUAUCUUGGUGUCAGUCAUUGAGUACAUACAAAUGACGCAUGAACUAAUAUGAUUUGUUGUGGCUCAUGAUUCGUAUUCAAAAUGUGAUUUUGAAUGUGUAAGUAUGGGAGAUGUAUUAUGGUCACAAGACCAACUGCCUGUGAACAAUUACGUGCAGGAUGAUAAUGAAGCGUGUAGAAAUUUCUCACCAUAUCUAGAGGGAAAUUUAUUAUAGGAGCAGAUCAUCUAUUCCUAGAUUUGAGGGACUUCAACGCUAAGUUUGAGGGAGAGGUAAAUGGAGCCUGGUGGCUGUAAGAAGGCUAUUUUGUGUCUUGACCCAAUGAUGUUGACCUGAAAUUCAUCCAUCGGGAUACAUGCGUCUAUUAUCAGCAUAAGACGUUGUAUGCAGUUUAUUGAACUCAUAUCCCUAUUUAGUAAUUUGUUGAACCUAAUUUUACGUUAUUAUUCUCUUAAUGAAUAUUGCGGGGAUGCUGGUCUGAUGAUACAGUAGAUUCCCAUUAGCUGCGCACAUCCUUGAGUAAGGGGGGGGGAGGGGGCUCUGCUGGUUUUACAUUUUAUAUCCUAUCUUCUUUUUCAUUUACAGAAGAAUUUUUGAGGUCCACAUAAGCUCAACUCAUCUUAGUUAAGGAUAUUUUUUUUAUCACUGAAUUCAGUAGCUAUUUUUGAAUGCAAAUAGAUCUCAAUUGUAGUCGAAUGAAGAAAAACCUUAAUUUAAUUCCGUUCUCCAUCAAAACUGUCAGUUCGGUAGUAUAUGACUUCAAAACAGCUGUGGACUACUACUAAACUUCAGGUAGCUUAGAUGAUAUAAAUUGUGAUCGGACACCAAUUCCGGACAAAAAAAGGAAGGAAAUCUGAUGGAAAUAGCAGAAAAGAAAGCAGAAAACAAGAAGAUAGGGAUUGAGUUGCCGGGUGGAAACCCUAAGCAUCCUGAUAACCUUUUGAGAGGCUUCUCUCUCUCCAACAAGCCCUAAUGUCUGCUCCCCCUCUCCUCCCCCCCGUUUCCCCUCUUUUCUUCCGUCCCAAUAUCUGGUCUUUUCUCUCCUGUAAUAUUAUCAAAUCCCCCCCUUAAAAUUUGGACUUUGCCCUUGGCCCCUCCUAACAUAUUUAAUACAUAUUGGUGGACUAUCAAAUUGGUGUUCUUAUAUCAUGGAGGGGAGAUGACUAUGUGCAAUGUCCGUUCUUAAAUUUAGCCUCAAUUUCCAAUGAUCCGGUUUUAUAUGUAAGAAUUUAGAUUUCUUCAUACUUUUACCAAGAAAGCUCGUUUUCAAUGUUCUGGCUUGUUGUUUGUAAGUUUUCUAAAUCAUAUUGUAUGUGACUGGGUCUUGUCCAUGUGGCGGAAUUAAUGUGGAUUGUGCAAAAUAUUAAAUUUAUUUUCAUAAUUGUUUGGUUUUUCUGCAUUAUGCCAUAUCCAACGUAAAUACACUCUUGAAAAAGCUAUCUAGCUUGUGGAUUGUAGUUUUUUCAUUUAUUUGUAUUUUGUUGAUAUUUUUGCAAUUCGUCUCUUGUUUGUUAAUUUUGUCUGCAUAUAUGAUGGUUAUGUUCUUGGUAACAAAAGUGGUCAUCUCAUUGGGAUAUUUCAGUACUUCUGUGCACUGUGAAAAUUGUGCUCAUGGGUCAGCAAGACAUUUUUGCUGGUGGAAUAGAGUAAGUCACGUAAUAUUUCUAAGAAUGUGCUUGAGGAACUAGAUUUUACUGUGCUGGUGUCUUCCUAAUAUUCUACCUUCUCCUGUUAGUAUAUAACUAAACCAAUACAAACCAAGGGACAUUUGAUCGAGGGAAAAAGAGCUAUGAUUCUGCUGAAGGAGAAGCUAUUGAAAAGCAUUGUGCUAAGACGUACCAAGAAAGGCAGAGCAGCAGACCUAGUUCUGCCGCCAAGAAUUGUAAGUACAAGGAUUCAUAACACCAUCUGCAUAUCUGCUGUCAAAAACUUGAGCUUUUUUUACUUCUCUGUAAUAUAUACUUCGAGCGUAACAUCAUAAUUUUUUGUUUAGGUUUGUUUAAGGCGAGAUGCUUUGGAUAGCAAUGAACAUGAAUUUUAUGAAGCCUUGUAUACACAAAGUCAGACUCAGUUUGGCACGUAAAUACAUCUGGCCUAUCUUCUUUAUUUUUCUUCUUUUUGUAGCAUGGGGUAAACAUGAUCUUUAUAAUUUGUUCUUUUAUUUGAAAAUGUCUUCCGUUUAUCUCCAUAUUAUCUUUCAACAGAGGUGGUGAUUAAUGGGCAUUUUGUUUGGAGGUGGGCAUUUGUGUCUAGUGGUUUAUUUUUUUAUUGGAACCUGACCAACUCUUUCAGGUUAUAUAAUGCUUGGUCAAAUUUUAUGAAGAACUGCAUUGAUGGUCUGGGGAAAAUGUAGGAUUCCUUAUGACUGGGACCAAUGCAUACUGGAAUGUUUUGACUUCGUGCACGGUUAAGUUGUUUCUGGAGACUGUACCCUGAGUAUCUGACGACGCUCAUUCCACGACACAUAUCUGCCUGUGAAUUGAUGUAUCUUUGUUAGGGUUUGGAGAAUAAUUAAAGUACCUUCGUAUCCCCAGUCUGUUGAAAAAUUACUUGCAAUAAGUUAAUGAAAUAAAAAGAAAUAAUCUCAAGUUAAUCUGAUACUUUGCCUUGAAGCUUUCAACCUGACAUCUAGAUAUCAGGACCUCAGUCCGUGAAUUUUACCAGAAUCCUGGUGGCGUGAUUCUACCAGAAUGAAACAUCCAGGAUGAGUGAAUUUACAUUCCACUUAUCUUAAAACGUUUUAAGAGUUGUAGAGGAAAACAGAUGGGAUGUUGACAUAUCAUUGACCUUCGGAUUAAAAAUAAAAGAAAAUUCAUAUCAAUUUUCGACAAAUCUUGUGGAGUAUUUCUUUAAGAAAUAACCGUCCAAACAAUGACUUCUAUGUAGUUUGAAAGCUUUCCGCAUUUGAACUAGGCACUGACAACUACUUUCAAAAGAAAAGAUCCACUGGUUACUAAAAAGAUACUUGAGAUCAAAGCAUUGAGCACAUUUUUCCUCAGAAAGCAAAUCUAUUACCAUCAAAAUUAAGUGAUAAUAUCUAAACAAGUAACUAUCUCACGAAAUUCUUUUGAAAUGUGACGUAUUGUAGAAACUGUUUGCUUAGCGUGAUAAAAACUAUUUAGUACAUCCGAUUGACCCUGAGACUCCUCUUCUUUUUUCCUUUCAGUUUCCUAAGUUUUGGUUAAAAUAUCCUAUGGUAUGUUUGAUGAAUGAUAACCUGUAUGCGGCUAUCUUCCAUAAUUAGACCAUUUAAUCUCAUUAUCGAUUCUUUUUUUUUUUCGUUGUAUUUUUUCGGAUGCCAUCUCUUCCUUCAAUGGCACAGUGCCACCCAAAGUUCUGAAAUGGGUAUUCGGGGUGAAAUCGGCCCUUUUUUCAUUCUUGCCCUUAAAUACAGAGGAAUGAAGUUUCUUGUCCGUUGAUCUUGUGAAUUUCUCGAUUGGCUAUCCUCAUGAAAAAUUCUAGAAUUAGAGAUAGGAACAGCAAAUAGUCUCAAGUUGCUGCGGACUUUCAUGGAAUCACAAACCAUGGAGAUCCCAUUAAUGUGACAAGUUAUUUGAUAGCAGUUAUAUGUGGCUAGCUUACAUAUUGAUCUUGAUUACCUUUGAAACAUUGACCUCUUCGAUCACAUUCCUUUUUAUUAGUACCAAACGAAUGGCCAUGAGCAUGUCUAUGUACAUUAGACGUAUUGAAAUUCUUUACUUCCUGUAGUUAAGAUGCAUGAAUUAUUCGUUUCCUUUUGCAGUUACGUUUCUGCUGGAACCUUGAUGAACAAUUAUGCUCAUAUCUUUGAUCUUCUUACAAGGUUGCGUCAGGUCUGAUAUCAAUCACUUUUAAUCAUGAAAAAUGGUUUCUGCUCAUGUAUCUAUUUAUUUUUUCUUGUCAUUAGGGUCUAUUGAAUUUUUCAUGCUUAAUCUUUUUGAAGUCAUCAUCAACUGUUUGGCAUGUAUUCCAAACAAAUUUUAUUACGAUUGUUGAAUUAGGAAUGAUGUAAUAUUCAUUUUACACAUGCUUGAAGAGCAUUGUGUUAGAAAAAAAAUAAUUAGGGAGAGUUUAAGGCAGUUGAACUGUUCAAUGCCUGCAAGUUCUCUGCUGAUCGGUAAAUUUCUUUGUGUCAUUUACCUUCGACUAUACUUCAUCCUGCGAAUGUGUUGUUUAACUGCAGGCUGUUGAUCAUCCAUAUCUCGUCGUCUAUUCAAGAACUGUUGAUGCGCCAAAUGAAAGCAAUGAAAAUACUUCUGCGGGCUAUUGUGGCAUUUGCCAUGAUCCUGCUGAGGAUCCAGUGGUGAGAUCUUAUUUUUUCUGGUUUUACAUUGAUUACUUAUGCGGAGAUAGUGGGUUCUUUCUCUUAACCACUCUCUUUCAACUUCAGGUUACCUCCUGUGAUCAUUCUUUCUGCAGAGCUUGCUUAUUGGAUAUCACACCAGCUCUCAGAACUGUCUCAUGUCCAUCAUGUUCAAAACCUCUUACGGUUGACUUGACGACAGCUAACUCAGGGGAAAAGCGGGCCGAAAACAGUAUCAUAGGUUUUAAACAUUCGAGUAUCCUGAACCGAUUAAAUAUUCAAAAGUUCAAAACUAGCACCAAGAUUGAUGCUCUGGUACUAUUUUCCGCCCUUCUGGAUUUAUGGAGAAUGUGUUAAAUUCUAUUCUCCACUAUUUGGAUUUGAAGACGUUGUUUUUAGUUUUUUUUUCGUACAUUGUUCUUGUUUCAUGCUUGUGAAUCAGAAUCCUCUCAAUGGUGAAUGCAUCUAUGAUUCAAUUGCCACACUGGAUGUGAUCUAUAAUUGUCCUAUCGUUAACAUUCAGGCUAUGACCCUGCCAUACCUUAUGAUCCGUGUGGACAGAACAGGUUGAUUUGUGUAUAUAUGAUAUCCUUGGUGAAAUAAUCCUUGUUGUUUUCUGUUUCUGCCUAUUUUUUAAAAUGUACCGGCUAGAUGGAGAGACUUUUUCACUUCUCAUAAAGCUAUUUCAGUUCAUUGCCAGUUUUUACCUGAGCUUUGGAUGCUGCUGGAGAGUCGUUUGACAGUGUUAGUCAACUGAACGACGAGCCCUGGCUUCAAUGCCACAUACCAUCUACUUCUGCUGGAACUAAGUAUUGCUAUCUCUGUGAUUUCGAGUUCCCAAAAUGGCCCACUAUUUUCAAGUUGUGUUGGAUCUUGUUCUCUUCUCCACUGACAUAUAACUUGCUAAUGAGUCUGUUUUCCUUUUGAGCAAUGUUGUCUACUCAUGUUUCACAGAUUAAAAACUUUGAAAAUAGUUUCAACUUUCAGUCUCUGAAACUGUUUUCUUUUCUUAAAAUGAAGCCGCAUGCUUCCUGUUUUGUGAUUUGUGCUGGCUAGUCUGCAUAAAGGAGCAAGAAGUUCUGUGCUUCCUGGUGAUUUGGAUCGUUCUUGAUACCUACCAGUAAAUGACGGUUUGCUUGGAGGGAAAAAAAAAAAAACAAAAAACAUACACUUAGAUUGACUUUGCUUCUAUGCUUAAUAAUACUUGUUUGAAAAUCGUCGUGAAAGCCCACAUUGUCUGGGAUCUCUUCCAUUUUCUGCCUAAUUUUAGGAUAUAUACAGAACAGCCCUGUGCAAGAAAAGUCGAAGCUGAUCUUUGGCUGUCUAGCCGAUUCUGUAGUUCUUGUGGAUCAUCCGGUUGGAGUAUGGUAAGCUCAAUGGAUACAAAGUUAGAAAAAAAAUCGUCAAAAAGGAAAAACCAGAGCAAUCACAUGAUGAUAGAUAUACUCCCUUUCUCCAUCUUGAAAGAAUCUAACGCAAUUCGGGAUCAGCCUUCUCUCCCUCGGGUGAUCACUUUGGAUUUGUUCUUGUUUCACUAUAGUUUCUAAUUCAAUCGACAGCAAAUAAUUUUCUCCAUCUACAUAUAGACUGAGGGUCUUGUUUUAAAAAUCCUUUAAAAUCUUUAUAUUUUAGAUUUCUUCUCUCUCGCGUUGCAGAAGGAGGAGAUAAUGCUCAUGGCUGAGGCUGAUAGCUCAGCGAAAGGAAUAGUAUUCAGUCAGUUCACAUCUUUCCUGGAUCUCAUAAAGUACUCCCUGGAGCUGGUACCCCCCGACCACCCCCACCCUCCCAAUCUAUUUAUUUAUUUAUAUUUUCAUCCAUUUAUUUAUGUAAUUAUGUAUUUGUAUGUUUUUUUGGCAGUCUGGGGUGAGCUGUGUUCAGCUGGUGGGGAGCAUGAGCCUUGCAGAGAGGGAGAGGGCGAUCAGCUCCUUCACUGAGGACGCGGACUGUAAGAUCUUCCUCAUGAGCUUGAAGGCUGGUGGGGUCGCCCUCAACCUCACAGUCGCCUCUCAUGUAAAUAACUGUCUGCCCCCCCCCCCUCUCUCGGUCUCCUUCUCCACGGUGGUCCCCACCUUGAAAUGGUCUUUCAUGGCAGGUGUUCCUGAUGGACCCCUGGUGGAACCCGGCGGUGGAGCGCCAGGCCCAGGACCGGAUCCACCGGAUCGGGCAGCACAAGCCGAUCAGGACCGUCAGAUUCCUGAUCGAGGACACGAUCGAGGAGAGGAUCCUGCAGUUGCAGAAGAAGAAGGAGAUGGUCUUCGAAGGGUGGGUCAAAAUAUACUACCAUCUGCCCCCUACUACCACCCCCGCUUCAACCACUCACUGUGGAGAGGAGAACGGGGUAAUCAAUCUGACGUUGACCGUGGUGGGACAGGACGGUGGGCGACUCCGCGGAUGCCAUGGCGAAGCUGACUGAGGAGGACUUGAAGUUUCUCUUCCAGAACUGA